Molecule: messenger RNA, 383 nt
Organism: Staurois parvus
Lineage: Eukaryota; Metazoa; Chordata; Amphibia; Anura; Ranidae
Source: the annotation of a GenBank genome assembly
GAGCCGAAGCUGUCGGCUCGGUCAUGUGAUCAGCUGUGUCCAAUCACAGCUGAUCACAUAAGUGCCACCUGUCAGUGUCCAUCAGUGCCAGCAGUCAGUGCUCAUCAGUGCCAUGUGCCAGUGCCCAUCAGUGCCACAUCAAUGCCACAUAUCAGUACAUACCAGUGCACAUCAAUGCCACAUAUCAGUGCCCAUCUGAGCUGCCUUUCAAUGUCACCCAUCAGUGCUAGUCAGUGCCACCUAUCUAUGCCAAUCAGUGCCACCUAUCAGUGCUGCCAAUCAGUGCCACCUAUCAGUGCCAGUCAGUGUCGCCUAUCAGUGCCACGUAUCAGUGCUAGUCAGUGCCACAUAUCAGUGCCAGUCAGUGCCGCCUAACAGUGCCA